CUGUAAAUUCUGAUUGGUCGUUUUCAGAACGAGCCGUUCUUGUUGAUUAUUUGAUCGAUGCGCGCGUUGUUCAACUGCAAAUCAUUAAACCCAUGAUCAGGUUCAUGAUUUGCAAAACAGAAAAAUGAGCAGGCCAGGUACCAGACCAACUGCCAUGGGCACUAGGGGGAUAAGUGCCCGGACCAGCGGUUUAAAUCAGCUGUUCAUGGGCAAGACAGGCUCAGCAGGAUGGAGAACACACAUUGCUCGGGAGGGGCUACUGGAUGCACUUCUUGUACUAUAUGAAGAAUGCCACAGUGAGCAGUUAAUGAAAGACAAGCACAUUGCUUCGUUUGUGGACAAGUAUAAGUCUACUAUUAAUGAGGUAAAAAACCUAAGGAUCAGCAUCAAUGACUUUGAGGUCAAGAAGGUGAUUGGUCGGGGUCAUUUUGGUGAAGUACAAGUCGUCAGAGAGAAAACAUCGGGAGAUGUGUAUGCAAUGAAGAUACUCCGCAAAGAUGACACACUUGCUAAGGAAAAUGUUGCCUUCUUUGAAGAAGAGCGUGACAUCAUGGCCCGUGCCAGCAAUGAAUGGUUGACACACCUACAGUAUGCCUUCCAGGAUACCACCAACCUGUACCUCAUCAUGGAGUUUCAUCCUGGAGGGGACAUGCUGUCUCUGCUCAGUCGGUUUGAUGAUGUGUUCGAGGAGAGUAUGGCUCAGUUUUACCUGGCUGAAAUGGUGGCUGCUAUCCAUAGUUUGCAUACUAUGGGAUAUGUUCACAGGGAUAUUAAACCAGAUAACAUCCUUGUGGACAGAACUGGCCACAUCAAACUUGCUGAUUUUGGGUCUGCAGCAAAGCUGUCAUCUGAUAACAAGGUCUGUGCCAAGAUGCCAGUAGGUACGCCUGACUAUGUUGCCCCUGAGGUGUUGAUGAGUAUGAACAGUAAGGAAGGGACGUACGGCCUGGAAUGUGAUUGGUGGUCCUUGGGCAUUGUAGCCUAUGAAAUGCUGUUUGGAAAAACACCAUUCACUGAAGAUUCAAUAGUUGUCACCUACAGCAACAUCAUGGACUUUAAGAACAAGUUGAAGUUUCCCUCGGUACCUGAAGUCAGCCAUCACGCUAAGAAUCUGAUGCAGAAUCUACUGAGUGACAAGUUGAAUAGGCUUGGCUAUGAAGGCCUGGGCUGUCAUCCAUUCUUCAGUAGCAUUGAAUGGGCAACACUCAGACAAAGUGUGCCACCCUUUGUACCCACUGUUACCAGUGUCGAUGACACAUCCAACUUUGAUGACUUUGAUCCUGAGCCUCUGCGUGUUCAUUUCAACUUCAACAAGCCUGGCUUUUCAGGACGGGAUUUACCAUUCAUUGGCUUCACAUACACCAAGGAACUGGCUAGCAUCACUGCUGUGGAGCACCUCAGAAAUACUGCCAACCAGGAAUGCGCAUCGCCAAUGACCAAGAAUAAUCUGGAACGUCGUCUAGCAGCAAAGACACAAGAACUACAAGAUAUUCAUAGCAAGUAUCACAAGACAGAGGGAUCCCAGGCUGCCUUGACUAAACAGGUAUCAGAGCUUCAGGGAGUUGUCAGAGACAAGACGGUGUCAUUGAAAGCAGCACAAGCAGAGAAGAUGGCCCUGGAGAAAGAUCUGGCCCUGUCUGUGGCAGAGAUUGCUAAUAUGAAGAGGAUGUUGGAGAUGGAGAGAAGUCAGAUCAAAGCAUCGGACAGCAAAGCUGUGCAGCUACUGGGUCACAUCAGAGAAGCUAACAAGAAAACAACACAGAUGAAAGAUGAAGAAUUCAGAGCUGAGUUGGAGGAACAUCAACAAGCCAUGUCUCAGCUGGAAUUGGAUCGCUAUAUGGCCACACAGAGAGCUAGCAAAAUGGAAGGUGAUCUCAAGAUGACUACUAAGGCAUGUGAGGAAGCAAAAGCUAAGGUCAUUGAGCUCCAAGCUAAACUGGCCAAGAGCAAGGAGGCAUCAAGACAACAAGUCAAAGAGUUGCAGGCCAAGCUGGAUGAGAUUUCCACUGCCAGUAGCAAUGAAACAACCGAGUUACGCAAGAAGCUAUCUAAGGCAGUAGAGUCCAGUAAGGAAGCCACAGAACUCAUGGUCAAUCUACGACAAGAGAAGAAUCGUCUUCAAGAUGAUCGUAGGCGGAGUAGGAUGCAGAGAGAAUGCUGCCAAGACAUGAGGAAUAAGAUGCAAGAGGCGCUGGAUUGUCAGACUUCCUUAGAGCAUCGUCUUCAUACUGUAGAGCAACGUGAAACUAGACUGAUAGAGGAAGUACAGGCAAAGCAUGGACUACAUCAAGAUCUGACCAAACAGAUUAUUGAGUUGGAAGAAAAGUAUGAGGCAGCGUAUGGGGAAAGGAAACGGCUUGAGCGAAGUCUACACAAGAAGGAAGCAGAGAUGGAGCAGAGGGUCAAGGAUCUGCAGCAGCAACUAGCCAUAGCUAAGAGGGAGCAACAUCAUGUAGUGGAGAGACGAGUAGCCGGUGCCUCACAGGAACACCAGGUUAAGAUACAGGAACAAGAAGCAACUAUUACAAUGCUACAAAGCAAAGUCGAUGUGCUGGAGAGACAGAUUGAAGAAAUGAUGGAAACAAAGAACGACAAACUGCAACAGGAAAGGAAGGAACUCAAACGUGCUGGGGAGGAGAGAGUCGCUGAUCUCAAACAGGAGAAAUACUACCUUGAGACACAACUCGGCAAAGUGGAAUGUGAGCUGAAACAAGCGAAUAUCAGCCAGGCAAGCCUCAAGAAAAGGAUUAGUGAGUUACAAGGACAACUUGACCAGAAUGCAAGAUAUCAGGAGCAAGAGAUGCAGGAGUUACGUCAGCAGCUGAGAGAUGCUCACGCCAUCACCAGGGAUGCUAACCAGAACAUACAACAACUAGAGGAUUCUAAGGCCGUCCUACAAGACAAAGCUAGCAAGCUGCAGGGAAAACUGGAUGCAUACAAGCAAAAGGCAGAACAACAGCUACAUCAGAUACAGACGGAGAAGCAAGAGAUUGAAGACAAGUUUGAGACGCUGAAGACAAGCUGUUCAGUGAUCACAGAGCUUGAGGAGCAGCUAACAGAGACAUCAGAACGUUGCCAGGAACUCAUGCUACAGAACAGUGAGAUGGAGACAGAGACCGAAGGACUGAGAGAGGAGAAAGAGAGACUGGAGAUGGCCAACGAGCAGAUAGAUGAGGAACUGAGGGAGAAGAGAAGGACAUGUGCCAAUCAGGAACUGACCAUCUCCAUGCUGAAGUCGUCUUGUGUGAUGCUGGAGGAACAGAUUGUAGACAUGGAAGCAUUGAGCGCUAAGAUGGAAGAAAAGGAGACGACACUCAGACAAGAGCGAGACAGUCUCAAUGAGGAACUGAGCCAGAAGAUGAUGGAGCUACAGAAAGCUGGACAAGCAUUGGAGACCGAGAAACAGGCUAGGGAGUGGUCUGAGCAGAAGGUGAAGGAGGCUAACAAUACCUUGCAAGAAAAAGAGAGAACUCACAAGGCACAGAUUGAGAUGUGGCAAGCACACGUAGAGGAACACAAGCAGAAAGCUGCCAAGAUGGCUCAAAGUAUGAAUGAACUUGAAAAGCAACAUGCUGUACUUGAGGUUAAUCUCAAGGAAGUUGAGAAAGCAUGCAGUCAGGAAAAGGAUGACAACAAACAACUUGAGAAAGAGGUAUCUGAGCUUACAGGACAGUUGCAGAAGAAUAAGACGACCACAUUCAAGUUGACUCAGAGUCUAGAGCAAGCUAUAGAGAGAGGUGAACAGUUGAAAGCUGAGGGGCAAGACCUGGAGAAUCAGAUGGAAACCAUGCAGGUGCAGCAUACCCAUGAGAAGGUGAAACUAGAAGGUACUCUAGCCCAGCAGACCAAGUUGAUUGACUUCCUCCAAGCAAAGGUUGAAGCUCCGCCCAAAAAGAAGAAGAAGAGAUUGUUUGGCAAAUCAACCAAGGACAGCACCAUGUCAAGUAUUCCUAUGCAGUACAAGGAGCUACAGCAAGCCUUAGAGAUGGAGCGAAGUAGGAAACAGGAUCUCCAACGACAACUGACUAAGACUAAGGCAGAACUACAGGUGGCUAAGAUGGAAGCCAAUACCAAACCCCGCUCCGAUUUCAAGACUCCCAAGCCUGUUGGUCAUACAGCCAAUCCUCACUUGUUAUCAGCCAUAGUCCUAUCCCCAACCAACCAGCCUAGCCCUAGCCUCUUCACACCAGUCCCCAACGCCAGGGCUAGCUCCAAGCGUAAGACGGCGCAGAGUGGCAAAGAGGCUAAACGCUUGAAGGAACGUAUGAAGCAUAACAUACCACAUCGUCUGGUAACCGGACUCAACACACGUGCCACUAAGUGUGCUGUCUGUGUGGAUACUGUGCACUUUGGACGACAGUGUGCAAAAUGCCAAGAGUGUCACCAGGUUUGUCACCUCAAGUGUGCCUCAUCCUUACCCCAUACAUGUGGUCUGCCAUCCCAGUACGUACAGCAUUUCAGUCAGGCCAUGCAUUGCAAGACAGCUUCGCCUAAAGUGGGUCCUAUUGAAGGGGAGAAUGGCUCAGUCACCCUGCAGAGUUGGAUGAAGAUACCCAGGAAUGGUAAAUCUGGUUGGGAUAAGAAGUGGGUGGUCCUGGAAGGAACCAAGCUAUGUAUCUAUGACAAGGAGAACACCAAUGGUUCCAGUAAACCGGGUGAUGAGUUUGACCUGUGUCCCUCUGAUGGUCGGGUGACGAUCCACGCAGGAGUGACUGCUGCUGAGCUAGGCAACACCGCAUCGACUGACCUCACCUACGUGCUACGCAUUGAGUUGCAUCCGCACACAACUUGCUGGCCUGGACGUACACUCUUCCUGAUGGCUUCCAGCUUCUCAGACAAACAGAAGUGGAUGAUGACUCUGGAGUUUGUCAUGAGUGAAGGGAGCGUGGGUGCACAGGUUGCCAGAGAUAAUGCACGUCUCUUGGGGAAUACCCUCCUGAGCUUGGAGGGAGAGAAUAAAAUGGAUAUCAACUGCACGCUGCUUCUUAGCCAGGAGUUGAUGUUGAUUGGCUCUGAAGAUGGACUGUUUGCUAUGGCCAGCACUGAUAAACCUCAGCCGCUAUCACAGCUGAAUGGUGUAGACAGUGUCUUCCAGAUGAAGGCUAUAGCUCCUCUUGGCAUUGCUAUCAUGACUGUUGGCCCUGAGCGUAGACUGUGCUUUGCAGACCUGACACAUUUGAAGACUAUGGCUAGUCAGGCUAGUGUGACCGAGGCUGUCAUCAACUACACGCCCAUAGAAAAUAUUCAGGCUUGUCAUCUGUUUGCCUAUGGAGCAGUCAAUGGGGCGGCAUACAUAUGUGCAGCUACUCCUCAGAAGAUCAGGAUUCUCAAACACAGUAAACUGAAUGGUGUCUCCAAGUUCUCUACACGUAAGGAGAUCAAUACAUCGGAACCCUGUAGUUGUUUGUUGUUUACACCAAGCAGCCUGCUUGCUGGUACUGAUCGCUUCUAUCAGAUUGAUCUAGACCAAUAUCAAAUCGAUGAGUUUCUGGAUUCUACUGAUACUUCCCUGGCGUUUGCCGUCUUUGGAGCAAGUCAAGUCAACAGCUUCCCAAUAGCAGUGGUGCAGAUUGCUCCAGACGGCUUCCCUAAGGAAUAUCUACUCUGCUUCCAUGAGUUUGGCGUGUUUGUGGAUGGCAAAGGUCGGCGUACUCGUCCUGAAGACAUGAAAUGGUCACGUCUACCAUUAGCAUUCAUGUUCAGGGGCCCUUACCUGUAUGUUACCCACUUCAACUCCAUGGAGGUGUGUGAAAUUAAGCCAAUCGUGGAACAGGACAGCCCUGGUAUACACACCUUCCUGGAUCUUGCCAGUCCUCGUCUUGUUGGUCAUGGUAUGACACCAGGCACUGCGUACGUCACAUCCACCACUGACACCCUGCUGGAUCUGAUAUGUCUGAAGGGACAUACAACCCAGACUAAUACACAGGAGGAACCAAGGAGGCCCCUCCGACAGCAUAGUGGAUCCAGGGGCAGUACACAAAAUAAUGGCAGUUCACUGAAACGACCUCUCUCAGAGGCUUCGGCCAAUCAGCCAUCAGGUAAGAUGCUGCGUAGCUCCUUUCAAAACUCCAGUAUGAUGAGUCGUCAGUCUUCUUCUUGCUCUAGCUCAUCAACCUCAUCUUGGGCAAGUAGUUUGCGGCGUUCACCUCGCUUCAGAAACAUGUCCUCAUCAGAUGAGGAAUCUGUGACAAGCUGUAGUUCAUUGCAUAAGAGAUUCACUCCCAGUAAGCAAGGCAAAUUUACUGCCGUGUGAUAGACAAGCAACUAUUGAACAAAUACAGUCCUGUUUAGUUAUGGACCUUGUAAGAAUAUUUGUCGCGACUGAGAUUUGUAGUUCACUGCAACUGUAUACAUGUAUACAAUGUGUUGUAGAUGCAUCACAGGUGAGUGUAAUGGAUCGUAGUAUCUUUGUACAUAGCAUUGUUGAUUAAAA
Messenger RNA from Patiria miniata (bat star), 6433 nucleotides. It is a transcript of the gene cit, whose product is annotated as citron Rho-interacting kinase-like. NCBI's taxonomy places the organism in Eukaryota, Metazoa, Echinodermata, Asteroidea, Valvatida, Asterinidae. Gene Ontology annotation, cellular component: cytoskeleton; cytoplasm. Gene Ontology annotation, molecular function: ATP binding; protein serine/threonine kinase activity. Bases 125 to 6253 code for a protein of 2042 amino acids. The record is from RefSeq and is a predicted model, not a curated record. The transcript has 39 exons. Gene Ontology annotation, biological process: peptidyl-threonine phosphorylation; actomyosin structure organization; mitotic cytokinesis.